Molecule: messenger RNA, 3194 nt
Organism: Oncorhynchus gorbuscha (pink salmon)
Lineage: Eukaryota; Metazoa; Chordata; Actinopteri; Salmoniformes; Salmonidae
Gene: fsip1
Product: fibrous sheath interacting protein 1
Exons: 11
Coding region: 130-1677 (515 amino acids)
Source: RefSeq, a predicted model, not a curated record
CAUGUGGAUAGAUGCUUCUACGGGUUUCUUCUGUGAAGCUAAUGUUAGUGCAAUCUGUGAUCCUUGGGACGUCCCUACUCUAAACCCAUAUACCCUACCUACAACCAUAACCUAACCCUACCAUUUUAAAUGUCAAUUUCCCAAGGAUUCCAGAUUGCACCAACCGUGAUGCUAAUAAUACAUAAUAUAUAUGCCUUGUAUUCGAAAUUUGCAGUUACCACAUCCGGGUCUUUUGCGUCCUUAGUUACCAUUCGGAAAGAAAAAAACAUCACCACCCCUGCCUACACAGCUAUCAGAGCACCCAUGGAUAUUACGAGAGGCAGUUUAGAUGAUAUCUCCCGCCCGGCAUCCAACGAGCGUUCUCGCCCGGGUAGCCGUGUAUCAACUGUGUCACUGCCUGACGUCGGGAGAGUCUUUCAUCCCAGCCCGACGUCCCUGGUGGUCCUUAGCGACGAUGCCCCCAACAAUAAGCAGGAACACAGCAGCUCACAUGAAAACCUCAGGUCUCCAGAUGAAAGUCUUCCUGAGAAAGAUCUCUCCAUUGGAGAUGUAUCUGAUGAGGAGAACGAAGAUCCAGAACUCCAGAAGGCCAUCAAGAAAAUGAAAAUACUUGACAAAAUCUUGGCUUCAAGGAUCUCAAAUGAAAAAGAGGUCAAGAGAAAAGGAAAGGAGCUCCAUCAGAAACUAUGGCAGGAACUAUUGCAGAUAAAGCCCAACAGAUCUUCAGAAUGGGCAGAUGAAGCAGAAAAUACAAGGAUGUUUUUGUCCCUGGCUCCUUCCAGUACUUACGGGUCCAGUGAAGAAUUGGACUUUGCUCCUGUGUUUGGGACUCAAGUUCCUGACAAAGAGUAUGAAAGACACAACAGACAAGUGGAGGAAAGUGAAAAGGACCUCAACACCACAGCAGCAGACUUGGCUGAAGUGUGUCACGAAGAGAGGGCAGACGAGUCAGAAGGCAGCCAGAGUGGGGUUCCCAGGGGCAAAAAUAAACAAGACUUUGUGAAGAAAAAUAUUGAGCUGGCGAGUGGUGCUGGAGGCCCAGUGCAGAUGACACAGGAGGAGAAGUAUCGUCUCGAGGAGCUCCUCAGAGACAUGGAGGAAGGGGACAAUGCUGGGAAGGCAGGCUGUGAGGGAGACAUGUGGGCCGCUCCAGUGCAAGCGGGUGAGGGUUACACCCCCAAACCAACAGAACGAGACCAGCUAAUUCACAUUGACUCCAGACUGCAGCUUCUCCUUCCUGUUGAAGACUUCAUGUCUGUGCGAAGCCCCUACCCUGACCACAGUCUGCCCCAGGCCCAGGAUCUGGAGGCUGGCUGGGACAGGUUGCCAGGAGAGAAGGUCCUGCAGGAUAUAAGGGAGAAGAGAGGGCAGGAGAGGCGUCUCCAAGAGAUCCAGCUGCAGCUAGAGCUGCUGGGCCAGGGCCAAGAAAUGAUUUUUGACAAACCAAUACUACCCGAGGAGCAGCUGAUGACUCUGUUGGAUGAGUAUGAGAUAUCACAGAGCUGGGGACAUGGUCUGGGGAAAAGGGACACAUCACCCAGGGACAACUCUGAUACGGAGAGCCUGCCGGACAGCACCCCCCGUCUCUCUGACUAUAUCCUGUCAGAGUUGCUUAGAGAUGCAUACACCACCAGCUUUAGCCAGUUGGACAAAGCCACCACUAUGUGUUCACCAUAGAGUAUUAACACAUAUGUUGGCUGUGACAAAUGUAGAAAUGUGUAUAUUUACUGUGCAUUCAGAAAGUAUUCAGACCCCAUGACUUUUUCCACAUUUUAUUACAUUACAGCCUUAUACUAAAAUGGAUGAAAUACAUGUUUUGCCUCAUCAAUCUACAUACAAUACCCCAUAAUGACAAAGCAUAAACAGGUUUAUUUUUUUAUUUUUUUUUGUAAAUGUAUGUACAAUGGACUCCAAAAUUACUGGCAAUGCACAAACAAUACUUAAACAAAUAUAAACAAUAUAAUUAUAGAGAUAAUCUCAAAAUACCAACAUGAGAAAUACUGUACAUUAUUAAUGUUUCAAUGGAACCAACCAAAAUCAUUACAUUUUUAAUACAAAAUACAUUUAACCAAAAUCAAGGUUUUAUAAUUAUUGGCACUCCUCAUUUAGUACUUAGUGCAACCACCUCUGGCAAGGAUAACCGAGUCUUUUCCUGUAAUGUUUGACAAGGUUAAGGAGCACAUUGGGUCAUUAUCUUGUUGGAAAGUCCACCUACGGCCAGGUUCUGGCAGAGGCAACCAGAUUGUCAGCCAAAAUUGCCUGAUACUUGGUAGAAUUCAUUAUGCCAUCAAUCUUAACCAGUGCCUCUGGACCUCUGGAAUUAAAACAGCCCCAAAACAUCACUGACCCCCCUCCAUAUUUCAUAUUUCACCGUGGGUAUGAGGUGCCUCUCGUUGUAUGCAUCUCUGUUUCGACGCCAAACAUGCCGAUGCUGUAUCUGACCAAAACGUUCAAAUUUGGUGUCAUCUGACCAGAGCACCUUCUUCCAGUCCUAAUUUAACUGACGUUUGGUAAACUCCAAGCACUUGCGUCUGUGUCUUGGAGUCAGAAAGGGCUUUCUUCUGGCAACCCUUCCAAAGAGCCUGCGGUUCUGAAGGUGGCGUCUGAUGGUGCUUUUUGAAACCUAGUGACCCCAAGACGCCACCAAGACCUGCAAUUCUUUCACAGUGAUUCUUGGGGAUUUUGUUGCUUCUCUCACCGUCCUCCUCCCUAUCCUGGGGGGCAAAAUGCAUUUGCGUCCUCUACCCGUGAGGUUUUCAACUGUUCCAUAUCUUUUGAAUGUUCUAAUAAUUGCCCUGUCAGUGCUCAGUGGUAUAUUCAAUCGUUUGUGGAUCUUCUUUUAGCCAUUACCAGAUUUAUGAAGGUCUAUGACCAUCUGUCUCUUUUGAACUGCUAGUUCUUUUGUUUUCUUCAUGGUGUUGGAUGACAGUGGGAUAUUGCAUGUGUGUUACCUCAUUUUUAUACCCUAGUAAAACAGGAAGUGACGUAAUGGCUCAAUAUAGUUCCUUAAGACUUAGAUAAACUUAAAUAAGUGGAAUUUAAUUUGUGGUUUAAUUUUGGUAGAUGGUAUUUACAAUAAUCGUUCAGGGUGCCAUUAAUUGUGAAACCGUGAUUUGGAGGACAUUGAUUUUUAAUUAAAUCAAUAAAUUAUUUUGGUUGGUUCCAUUGAAACAUUAAUAAAGUACAGUUUUUCU